Molecule: messenger RNA, 1046 nt
Organism: Fusarium odoratissimum NRRL 54006
Lineage: Eukaryota; Fungi; Ascomycota; Sordariomycetes; Hypocreales; Nectriaceae
Exons: 2
Coding region: 574-915 (113 amino acids)
Source: RefSeq, a predicted model, not a curated record
AAUCUCAACACCCAGACGCCGGUGACAGGUUCACGUUCGGAGGGGUAAUCUUGCAUGUCGUCCCACAAUUUGCCAUCAUGAAGCCGACUAUCAAGUCGAGGUCACUCAGCUGACCUCGCCUGUUCAUUUCUGUAUCAUGUAGGCAUCAGGACGCGGCACGAUAUCAACAAGGCUUAAUUAUCAUGAGCUUGGCUCUAGGGUAGUUUACAACCCCAAGGAAACGCCCUGUCUAACAGGCAUAUAUAAAGCUGUUUCACGAGGAUGCACUGCUAUGGCAGUUGCCUCCUUCCUGAACAAAGCGUGUUCAGAUACUGUACAAUCUGUUCAGGCAUUAGAUGGAUAGAGUAUGCCACAGGCAUCACGAGAGCUGCACCUUCCAAAACUGGCGUCUUGGAUCAUUUUUCUACAUAAAACAUUUUCGGUUGAUGCCCACGGCGAAAAUACACCGGGUGCUGGGAGAGUCAGUCUUCCACUCAACUUUCCCUCUGCUUGGUCCUCAAUAAAGACUUUGGUAAAUCGUGCUGUGUAUGUCACUGCAGAUCUGCAAAUUUGCGUCGCAGGCUUGAGCUGACCAUGCUGUCUGGACUGCUCAUCUCGGCUCAUGACGAAGAUGACGGUCACGGACCACAGUCUCUCAUAGACAUUGCCGAUAUAUCUACGAUGGCUUUAUUCCAUGCCAUGGUCCAAGCUUCGCGGAUUAGCCCGACCCCUCUGGUGAUCGGAGAUGACCAACGUUGUAGAAUGAAAGGCAUGUCGCAAAGCCCCGACUAUAACUGCAACGGAAUGCCGAAAGCAGGGUUCCUCAUCGACUCAGGGCGAUACAACGAAGAUCAUGGAGAAGGCGCGAUGCAGGAGAUGGUCAACAAGAUUCGCGAAGAGAGACGGCGGGCGGCCCAGGACCGUGGCGCGUCAUAGUGUCUUUGGUGCUGAACAGAGCGCAGACCUAGUAACUGCGGAUAAAUCUAUAUUCCUACCCAGCGCGCAUUUAGUUCUCACGUGAUAGUAGAUGGACUGGGUCGUAAAACGCUUUUCAAUAUUACUCCUCG